Messenger RNA from Achroia grisella, 13979 nucleotides. It is a transcript of the gene Bruce, whose product is annotated as baculoviral IAP repeat-containing protein 6. The transcript is spliced from 61 exons. Gene Ontology annotation, molecular function: protein binding; ubiquitin conjugating enzyme activity; cysteine-type endopeptidase inhibitor activity. Gene Ontology annotation, cellular component: nucleus. Gene Ontology annotation, biological process: regulation of cytokinesis; apoptotic process; negative regulation of apoptotic process. The record is from RefSeq and is a predicted model, not a curated record. The coding region runs from base 20 to 13594 and encodes 4524 amino acids. Lineage: Eukaryota; Metazoa; Arthropoda; Insecta; Lepidoptera; Pyralidae.
AGAUGUGUUCACGGCCACGAUGGGCGAUGAUUCUUUGAUAUUACGAGAAGAUGGUUAUAUACGUAUGAACUUUCCUGUUACUUCUUUAACGUAUCAUAGUAAUUUAAAUAUAAUAUUAGUGAAGACUGACGUAGGUGGUGUACACGUUUUGGAUGUGAACUCUGGUGUGAUACUCCAGUCGUCUUGUCUCUCUGCGGAUGACGGCGGUACACUUGGCGUGGAAUACGCGCCGGCUGCGGAUCGAGUAUUCGUGUGGGACAGCAGUGGAGUCAGUUCUCGAUCUGACUACAAUGGAGUGCUGCUCCUACACACGGCGCUUCAGCGGCCGCUGCCUUCCUCGCAGCUCGACAAGAUAAUUAGAAUAGAACUGGUCUUAUCUGAGGCGGUACUGCUCUAUCAGUGCUUGCAGAGUCUAGAUGCUCACUCCAUCGAGGGCCUGUCAGAUUUUGUCAAUGAGCUCAAGAAUUCAAUCGACGCGGAGCCGGUGCGGAAGGGGGUAAAGGCACAGAAGUGGAGCACGGUGACAAUUUGCCUGCCACAGUCCACAAUCCGACUGGUCACAAUCGGAGUAGUCCAAGAAUUGAAAGGUCAAAAUCGACGGAUACCGGCGUUGUCUAUCGCAUCGGCGGUGGGACAACGUGCCAACGAUCUGGUGUCCUGCUCUCGAGAUGAGGAGACUCGGCCGCUGAUGUACUCGGAGGCGGAACGGAAGGAGACCUUCAAAAGAUGGCCACACAUGGACUAUAAAUGGGCGUUACCAGCUCGCAUGGCACAGGCGGGUUUCUACCACCAGCCGUCGCCGUCGGGCGAUGACCGCGCCAUGUGCUUCACUUGCUUAGUCUGCCUGGUGUGCUGGGAGAAAUCGGAUGAACCUUGGGUGGAGCAUGAACGACACUCGCCUAACUGUCCCUUCGUAAGGGGGGAAUAUACGCACAACGUACCUAUGUCGGUCACAAAUGCGACAGCUUGCGCGGUGCCGUGUCCAAACGUCUCAGUGGUAUCGAAGGGUAACACUGGUGAUCUUAUUGCUACGGGCACAACAGAAGGCAAGAUCAAUAUAUGGAAAUUCGACAGUGGACUCAAACUUGUCAAGUUCAUCCAUCUAUCGCCGUACGAUUCCAUCUUCAGUGGUGUAUUAUUAGCAGACUGCAAUAAAGUGUGGUCUGCCAGUUUGGAGAAGGAUAGUUCUACAUAUGGCAUCGAACUUACAGCAAUGGCAUUCAUCGGUAUGACUAACAAACAGGAAGCUUACCCACAGGCAAACACUGACAGCACAGACAGAGAAACAAGCACUAGUAAAGCAAAACCAUCCCUCAUAUGUGCCGUCACAAUCACCAGGACCAAUUCCACACCUACAGACCAGCCCAUCAAAGAAGACUCGAGCAAAGCUCUCUUCGAUUCUGGUUUGGAUAAGUCCAAAGAAACUGUCCAAGCAAUGAAUGACCAGAAUGAAGCCAAGAGCAACUUUACAUCAACAAAUAAAAUGCUGUUCCUCCUUACGUACGAUAUACACAACUCUUCAGCUGGUUCCAUAACUACUGUCAUUCAUACCUCAAAUAGUAGUGGCAAUUCUAAGCCUGGGGGCAGCAAGAAAGUGUGUACGGUGGCACGAACAGAUGAUGCGAAUAUAUAUGACGAAAUAUACUUCCAGUAUUCAGAUGACGACACAGAGCUUCCUCCGUGUACUGGCAGCCUCAUAGAUGAACAAAUAAGUAAUGUAAUAAAUUUGAAUGCCUCGUCUAGUAAAGAGGAUUGCAAAAUUUGGGAGCCCAAGAAGAUAAUCUUCACGAAACAUUUUAAAGUUUUGACACCACCUCCUCCCACAGUAUUACUACCUGAGCUACCGGAAUCAGGUCAAGGCAGUAUGUUGGAUUUUGUUGGCAAAAUUUCCCAAUUGAAGAGUUGGAAGAGUGCUAACUUGGAAUCUGUUGGUACUAAACUUGCUGACCAAACUGAUGCUGUACUGCAACAGGCUGAUCCUAUUACUCAUUAUCUCAACAUGAAUGGACCUCUAGAAAUAUCUGAUUUGAAGUGGUAUGAUGGUGGUGAAGGCACCGAAAAAGUCAAGGUAUUCGGUAAAGACUCGCCAUUCGGUGUUGGCAAGGUGGGCACUCAAACAGCAAUCAGUAACAGUAAUAACAAUGAUGGGUUUGAUAGUGACCCACCACAGGAAGAGGUAGUUUCUCAAGGUAUAGCAGUCCAAUGCCUAUUACUUCCAGUCAGAUUGAACCUAAGAGAAGAUUCCAAAGUUACGCAUUUAUUACCCACGGAAGAUAAGGAGCAUUUAUUGAUAGUGAUAUCUUGUGUUGAACCUGAAAAAGUUAAGGUUGAAGACGAAGUUGACGGUGACGGCGACGUAAAAAUGGAUGUCGACGAUGUUGUAGAUGCAAGCGAUAAGAUGGAUAAAUGUGAAGCAAAAGCAUAUUUCCUAUUAUACAAAAUUAAAAAAAGUACUUCCAUAUAUACCUUGGAUGAUUAUCCUGUCACAAUGAAAGAAUUGCCUUUUAAUGAGAGUCCUGUAGACCUUUGCCUCUUACCAAUAGAUAAACAUGAACAGUACUCCUUUGCUGCUGUCGGCGUUGACGGUAGUUUGCGGCUUUACUCGCUUCCAGAGUUUAAGAUUUUGUCAGAGAAACGAGUACCUAAAGGACAAUUUACAUCAGUAGUGUACUGCGCUUCAGUAGAACGUCUCAGCGUAUCUACAAAACACGGCAUGAUAUAUUUUUAUGCUUUAAAUAAUGCUAAGAAAGAUUCUGCGGGAGAUACCGAUGACGAUGAAUUCGCUAACAUAGAUUUUGAUAUGCUUCAAAAAGCUCCUCGGGAUGAGGUAUGUGGUCCAACCUCUGCACCCGUCAUCCUUGCCAAUAAGACUGAAUUAGACUUGGCUGAUCUUGAGGCUCUAAUAUCAUUGACAGGGUUUUAUGGUACAAACACAACAGUGCCUUAUAGCGCAGUGGUGCCCGGCUUCUGGUGCGAGUUGUCGCCAGCGCAGCGGUCACGCUCCGACCAUCAGAACAAUAGAACCUGGCGCCUGCAGAACACCUCUUCCACCUGGGACGAGCACGUGCUAGAACUGACGCUGCCUUAUAGUGUAUCUUUAGCUCACGUAGAAUUCGGAUUUACAUUGCAUACAACAUGUCCGGUCAAUUUGCCGACUAUUCAAGUAACAUUAUUGAAACAAAAUUUACAUGGAAUUGGCUAUAAAAAAGAUGCGUCAUUUGGUCAUAGAUCAGAAUCACCACAACAUUUUCCUGUCAUAGAUGCAGAAAUGCCGUCUUUAGAAAAUCCAGUUAAUAGUGAAGAAUAUUUGCGAGCGCAUAACGCCGAAAUACUGGCCGGCCCGUUACUAUUGUCAUCCGGCCUUGAUAUGAGUCAGCAGUCUGGAACUUUAAUAUUAACGAGCCCUAAAUUAUACAGAGCAAGAGGUAGGUCAUUCCUAGUUCACAUUAAAACAUUGUAUGAUCCUGCUAAAGAUAUGAACAAAACAUCGACUAAAUCGACCGAGAGUAAUUCAAAGAAGUCUACUUUCAUUGGAUGUGAUUGGCUUCAUCAGAUUUCAUUGACGGUGCGUUCGAGUCCACAUACUGAUGUGCCAAUGGAAAGACAGCAGCGGAUAGCGAUGUUGGAAUCAAAUAGCUUUUUAACUACACUAUUAGGCAUAGUUGUGAACAAGGGUGAUUCAGACAAGAAAAAGAUAGCUCUGGAUCUACUUAUUUGGGUGAUCUCCAUAAGGCUACAGCGGAUGCGAUUGGCGAAGACCGAGAAAGAAAAGGACAAUGAGACAUAUAAUUUUGUCGAAACGCAGCAGUUGGAAUGUGUGAGGAUCGUAGAAGAACACGUCGACGCACUCAUCAAGAAUUGCAUCCUGUGCGCUAACAGAAGUAUCGCCAAGAAGUGCGUCAAAAUAAUUCUUAUUACUAGCGAGGGCGUGAAGCACCUGCCGUGGAAGUCGACGUUCGACGAGACCGUGUCGAGCGGCGUGUGCGCGUGCAUCCCGUACGUGGGCGCGUGCUCGUCGGCGGGCGCGCUGCGGUGGCUGAUGGCGCUGGCGCAGGCCGGCGGCCCGCCCGCCGCCGCGCCCGCGCCCGCGCCCGCGCUGCUGCAGCGCUGCCUCGCGCUGCUGCACGCCACCGCCACCUGCCUCGCCGCGCGCGCCGACCCCUACCACCACCUGCUGCGCGCCAGAUUCGGCUUGUACGGUCUUCCGUUAGAGCAGACGAUUUUCGCUUCGGAAGUGCCAGAAUUGGGACGAGGUUCCUCAUCACCAGUCACAUACGCCAGCGUCCUCGCUGGGGACACGAGCGCACCACCGCCCCCUAAACCUGAUUACCAGCUCAAGGACUUGCUCAACUUACCUCCUGACAUGGACACGAAGUCGCCGGUGGCGGCGUGGUGGGCGCAGAACGACGGCGUGGGCGUGUUCGGCGCGGGGCUGAGCGAGGCGCAGCCGCUGCACGUGAGCUGCCACGUGGCCUCCGACGGCACCAAGCUCGAGUCCAGCGGCGCGCGCCUCCACGCCGCCGUCGUCAGCUCGCUGCCCCCCGGCCCGCCCGCGCACCCGCACCAGCUUUGGUCAGCCAUGAAAGAGGGAAAUAAGCAAACGUCUCAGGAUCCGGAUUCCUUAGAAGAUGUAGAAAGCUCCCCAAUGGAUUGUGACCCUCAAGAUAAAUUAGAGUUUUCUGAAGAUAAACUAUUUAAGGAACAGGAGCAGUGCGGCAUCGGGUGGGCGGCGCUGGUGACGCGUCCGCCGCAGCACACGCUGGUGGUGGAGCGCAUGCACUCGGGCGCGCGCCGCUACAUCGUGCUCGACUUCGGACACACCGUCCGCCUCACAGACCUGAUAAUUCCAUCUUGCUCGGACUUAGUUACACUGUGUAUUGACAUUUGGGUCACGAGUGAAGAGACUGAUUGCGUGAAGCUCGCUUUCGCCACGGAUAUAGCAACCAAGCACCUCGUACUUACCGACAUACAGCCGCCUCCGUUGUGUCGGUAUAUGAAGAUAACGACUAUAGGGCGGUACGGCAUGUCUGCGAUGAAGUGCAAGAUACCACUGGGCUGGUUUUACGGCGAGAUCGCCGACAUAACUAACGUGCAGGCCUCAGUUAAUGCUCUCAACGCUUUAUAUCAAGACCUGACAUGCAGAUUCCGCCUUGCAACUGGAAAAUUAAUGGAUCUUCUGAACCCGUAUUUGCAAAUGUACAAUGGAAAUGCAGCCCACAUGAUGGCUUACUUGAACUUAGCCAAUGACACAGAUCCCAAAGUGAUCACAGCAUACCAGGAGUGUAUAGAACUCCAACAGCAGAUGCACACAUGUAAUAAUAUACUCAGGAGGCUGCAGAAUACUUCGGAGUGUAAUGAUCAGUUGUUGGAUAUGAUUAACAAAGGGAAAGUAACAUCCGAAGCGUUAUUGGAGCGCGCUUCCACAGACAAGUUGCGGGUUAUAAGUGAGAAUGUUGUGGAUUUGCUGCUGUACUUCUUCUAUCAAGUGGGUGAUGUGGCGUGUCCGGAAGUGGGCGCGGAGUGGUGCGCGCGCGUGUCGUCGGCGGUGCGGUGGUGGGGCGCGCGCGCGGCGGCGGCGCUGGCCACGCUGCUGGCGCGGCUGUGCGGCGCGGCCGGCUGGUGGGGCGACCACCUCGCGGACACCCUCACCGACGCCUUCGCGGCCGCAGACGCGCCGCCACUCGCACUCGACAGAUGCCUGGUGCUGGUGAUGUACAUGUGCCGCAAGAGCCUGUACUCGCACCGGUCGCCGGAGAGCGGCGUGGCGGCGGCGCUGAGUGCGCGCGCGCUGUCGCUGCUGCGCGCGCCGCACCCGCAGCCCGCGCUCACCGCCGCCGUGCUCACCGCGCUCGCGGCCGUGCUCGACACCGUCGCCGCCAACAGGCACGCCAGAUGGGACUGGGUGACGGGGGGCCGCGCGGGCAGCGGCGGCGAGGCGGCGGCGACGUCGUCCCCGCGCACGGCCGAGUGCCAGCUGCACCACCGCAAGCUGCACAAGAAGCUGCUGCACCAGAUGCACGAGGUGGAGCCCAAGCGCGGCAAGCAGGCCGCACACGACGACCGCGGCGUGUACGUGGUGCCGACGCGCGCGGGCGCGGGCGGGGGCGGGGGCGGGCGCCGCGGGGCGCGGGGCGGGCGCGCGGGGGACGGACUCAGCGAGGCGCUGGCGCGCGUGCUGCCGCCGCCGCUGGCCGCCGCCCUCGCGGCCGCGCUCGUCUCGCACAUGCUCGCCGCAGACAGCUCCGCCGACGGCGACGUGCUGCUGCUCUGCGCCAAGGUGGUGGGUCGUCUGUGCGCGCUGUGCGGCGGCGCGGCGCUGCUGGAGCCGGCCAGCAUCCUGGGGCUGGCGCGGCUCGCCGUCAGCCUGCCGCCCUGGCCGCGACACGCGCUCACCACGUUACUACAGGACCUGGUAGAAUACGAGAGCUCUGAGAGCAACACGAGCCCGAGCGAGGAGUGGUGCGGCGGCGAGGCGGGCGCGGCGGGCGCGGGCGGCGCGGGCGGCGUGCGCGUGCGCAUCACGCGCUCGUUCGCGGGGCCCGGCUUCGGGAAGGCGCCGCGACGGGUCAAGGGCGCCUCGGUCGCAGAUGUGCUAGCGGAUAGUUUCGGUCUGGCGAAGAGUAGCAACUUUAGCAAGCCGAAAAUUAUACCGCAAGGUCUCACAAACAUUAUGAAAGAUGUGGUGGAUCAGCUGAAUGCCGAAUCUGAGGACUCGGAGUCCGAAGAGAAGUUAGAACAAUACAUCUUUGUACCAUUCAAAAAGGAGAGCAAAUCAAAAACCUUGAUUGACAAUAGUAACAGCGUGGUGUCGAGUUGCACAGACGCACGGUUGGACAGCGGCGCGGGAGGUUGCGGGGGAGGUGCGGGCGGUGCGGGGGAGGCGUUGGCUCGCCGGGCACUCCUCGCGACGGGCGGUGCGCUCGCGCACGCGCUGCGGUCGCCGCACUCGCCGCCGGCCACGCCGUCUCCGCCCGGGACCCACGAGGCGGGCUCGCCCGCCGCCGCGCCCGCCGCCCCGCCGUCGCGCGCCCACCCGCCGCUCACGCACACGCUAUAUGACGUUUUCCGGCACUUGGCGCUCGAAUUUCAUUAUCAGAUGGACUGCACAUUCAUGGAGAACGUGGUGUCACUGUGGCUGACACUGAACGGGUCGUCGUGGGGCAACGGCGCGUGGUCGCAGGCGGCGCUCGCGCUGCCCGCAGACACGCCGCGCAUACGACUCGCCUCCGACACCGUCAACGCGCUGCUACACUCGCUCUGCACGUUAGAAAACAUAUCACUUAGAUGCUGGGUAUUGUCCAUGCAGGCGUUGGCUUGGAUUGCAAGUUUACCGUUACAGACUGAAGGUAGCACCCAGACGAUGGGCCGCGUGAUACUGGAAUGCGAACACUUCGUACCGGCACUUGUCAGAUUCGUCACCAUGAACGUGAACACGGAUGGGGCGGUCGCUACGUCGGAACCUUAUCUCGGCGGCGUGAGCAUCGGCGCGGGCGCGGGCGCGGCGGCGGCGCUGCACUCCGUGGUGUCGCGCGUGGUGUGCGCGCGCGGCGCGGCGGGCGCGCUGGCGGCGCUGCGCGUGGUGUGCGGCGCGUGGCGGCGCGACGCGGACGCGCCCGCCGCGCCGCCCACGCUCGCCGCGCCCGACCUGCACGCCACGCUGCUGCGGCUCGCGCACCCGCUGCUCCAGCUGCUGCCCGCGCGGCACCACCACCACGCGCACCACGCGCUCGCGCUCUUCGACACUGUCGCACACGUGUCGUCAUGGUGGGUACGUGAAAGCUGCGGGCGCGGGGUGGAAGGCGGGGCGGAGGCGCGGCUGUCGGGGCUGCUGGCGGACGUGCUGGGCGGCGGCGGGGCGGGCGCUUGUCGUCGUGCUCCUCUACGCCGCUCCGUGCUGGCGCAGCUUCUACACUAUUGCCACCGUCUGCUGUCCGUGCCGCUCGCGCCCCAUGCGCAACAACAGCCGCGCUCCACCGCCGCGUCGACAUCGAAUAUGGCGGCGGGUGGAUCUAGCCCGGCAGCGAGUGGUAGUGAGGCGGGCAGCUCGUCGCAGACGGACGAGAGCAAGGCGCAGCACAGCGCGGCGCCCGAGGCCACCAACGUGGAGGACGAGCGCAAGCAGCAGCAGGCCCGCGCGCCCUGCGUCGCCGACACCGUAUUACAACACCCGCUUAUUAUGCAGAAAUUCUACAGGACAUUGUCGAUGUGCGAUGGAAUGAACACCUUACUGUUGAACACAGGAAUGAACACGGAAACAUCGUCGGAGCACACCUCCUUGAAAGAAGAAUUGUUUCUCUUGGUGGCUCACAUGCCGAACGUCGCCUCCAACCCAGCGCUGAUGGUCAACAGUCUGAUGGAAUUCCUUAGGAAAGAAGAGAUAGUGAACUUGUCUCAAGCAAUGCAACAGCUGCUCAUCCGGCUACUGGACAAGCCCGAGGCGCUAGCCGCCUUCAUAGACGCCGGCGGACUCGAGCUUGCCGUAGAGAAACUCACCGCCUGCCAUCAGGCGGGUCCGAGCGGCAGCCAAGGGCUGGUGUCCUCCCUGAUGAACUACUUGAAGCUGCCUCCGCAGCUCAUCAACUUGUCCACACCCGCAUCUGGUAGCAAGAAGAAUCAACCCCCGGUAAUAGAGACCGCUAGUGGCGGCCUAGUAAACAUCGCGCCCUUGUGCUCUGUGUCGUGCGGCAACCCGACGGCGCAGGCGGCGGACGUGCUGCUGGACGGCGGCGCGGGCGCGGGCGGCGGCGCGCGGCGGCGCGCGCCCGCAGGCGCUGCGCCUGGCUUCAGCGCCGACGACGCCUCGCUCGCGCUCACACUCGCGCUGCCCUACGCCGCGCUGCGCGCCGCCGCCUGGUCCUACCACUUCUUCAGCGCCGACGACGCCUCGCUCGCGCUCACACUCGCGCUGCCCUACGCCGCGCGCCUGCACGAGCUGCACCUGCAGCCGCACCUCACCUCGCUCGCCACUUGUCCUGGCGCGGUGGCUGUGGAGGCGGGCUGCGGUGGCACACUGGCGCCCUUGGGCCCACCGCAGAACACCGCUGGCAUGACCUUCAUCCGGCUCGCAGUCAUGCGGCCAGUCGUAUGCACUACCGUGCAGCUCAGGCUGUACAAGCCGCGGGAUUCCUCCAAUAUGGGCUUAUUGCAGUUGAAAUUGCUUGUGGAACCCGCUUUUAAUAAACAUGUCAGCAAUUCCGGCAAUACUAACAACUGGGCGUGGGUGGUGGCUGCAGCGGCGCGCGCUCGUCUCCCUGCUGCGCGGUGGUGGGGCGCACUGGACGCGGGCGGCGGGGGCGCGGCGAACGCGCUGUGCGCGUGCGUGGCGGCGGGCGGUGCGGCUGGUGCGCACGCGCACGCUGCGCUGUUGGCCGCCGCGCGUGCAUGCCCCGCCCGCGCUCCGCCGCUCCUCGACGCGCUGCUGCAUAUGGACGCGCAGGCGCAUGCGCAUGCGUUCCAAGCGUCGAGCGGCCUGGGCGGGUCGCGCGUGAACGGCAGCAUGAACGCGGUGUGCGAGCUGGUGCGGCAGCUGUGCCGCUGGUGCCCCGAGGGCGCGGCCGCCGCCUACGUGCGCUGGCUGGCCGCCGCCGCCGAGCGCUGGCUCAGGGACCGCAAGCCGCCCGCCGCCGCACUCACGCACACGCUCGCCGCGGUAUUAUGGAAUCUUAAAGAGGAACGGCUACUGGAGAAUCUUGAACAGCUAAUAACAGACGAUCUGUUCGAGCUUGUUUACACUUGGGUCCAAGAUGUGCCCGAAAAUAGUCUCUUGAAAGAAGCCCUCGAUGCCGUCCUCUGCUCAAUGUGCUAUAUUCGACCGGAGUUGUUCAGAAUGUUAUUGGAACAUAUGGAUAUACCAAUGGAUCAUGACGAAAGCAUGGAGGGGCUGACGGACGACACGAAGGUGCACGUGACCCCGGCGGGGGUCGGUGCGGGCGGCGCGGCAGGCGCGGGCGGCGCGGGGGGCGCGGGGGGCGGCACAGACGGCAGCGUGGCGUGGCGGCUGCGCGGCUGGCAGCUGCAGACGGUGGCCGCCGCCGCCAUGUCGCCCGCCGCCACCACCGCGCUGCUGCACUCGCGCCUGCCAGCGGCAGUCGUCGCCGCGCUCACAGAUUUCAGCGAAGCGAAGCUAGAAGUUAUCAAAGAACAAUUAGGUUCUAAGGAUAUUCAUAUGGAAGAUAGUGAUAAAGAGACUAGUCAACCUAGACCUGAGGCGAACCGGAUGCGUCGCGCGUGCCGGCUGGUGGAGUGGGCGAGGCGGCUGUGUGCGGAGCGCCGCCUCAAGGACUGGCUGGGCGACUGGCUGGGCGCGCCCGGCGCCACCUUCUGGCGCCCGCUGCUGCGGCUGCUGUGCUACCCGCGCCCGCCCCACAGCACGUGGCAGGAGGGCGCUCAGUACGCACAACUCGAAGAGAACACGAUCAGGUUAUUCGCAGAACUCACAGUGUGCCAUGCAGCCAACCAAAAGUUAUUCGCGUCCACUUUGCACAAUAUAUUGGAGUCGUUACAUUGUGUUGGUCCGGAAGGCAUCUCCGGGUUCACCCGCGCGCUGAUCCUGCGGCUGGUGCUGUCGGCGGAGCGCGUGUGGGUGGCGCUGCGGUGGGCGGCGCGCGGCGGGGCGGCGCCGGCCGUGGCGCCCGGACACCCCGCGCGGCACCACCACGCGCUGCUCGCGCUCCCGCUCCACACCACGCUGCGGGACCUGCUGCGGGACCACAGGCCGCCCAUGCCGGUAGUGGAGGAAACCGUCAUAACAUCAUCAUCAGGCGGCGGCGCGGGUUCGGUGCUUCGCAGUUCAUCGGACACGGCCAUCAUGACGGCGGCCGAGGCGUGGGAGCUCACGCUCGCCGCCGCCAGCGCCUCCAAGGACAAGCGCGUCAAGGACGUCAAGAACACUUCGCUCAAACACCACACCAAUAAGAAGCGGCAGGUCAAGCCGCCCAACGACGCCUCCGUGCUCACCGUCGCAGACGACCUGAUCGAGACGACGAUCCUGGUGCAAGUGGCGGGGCUGGAUGGGUUCGUGCCGGCGAGUUGCACGCUGGCGCAGCUGGCCGCCGCCGCGCCGCACAACACCGGCCCGCACCUCACGCUCACCCUGCACCUCAACACCGACGGAGACGUGUGGUCGGGGCCCACAUGGGACGGGGGCGGGGCGGCCCCCCUGGUAUCGAGCGGGUCGAGCGCCAUCCUGCGCGAGUUCGGCGCGUGCGGCGGGCUGGCGCUGGUGGCGGCGCGGCUGCCCCGCCCGCACGCACCGCCGCCGCCGCCGCCCGCCCUGCACCACCAUCACCAUCAUCACGACCUCGACUGGGUCAAGCUGGACGAUCCCUAUGAGGAGGUGGUGGAGCUGGGCGGCGGGGGCGGCGGCGCGGGGGGCGCGGGCGCGGAGGAGGGCGCGUGCGCGGGCGUGCCGGCGCACGCGCUGGUGGCGCUCGGUCUGCUGCUCAAGCUGCCCGGGUACGCGCACGCGCUGCUCGACGAGGGCGCGCGCGCCACGCACCUGCUGCGGCUGCUGCUGGGCGUCACGCACGACGAGGACGGACGCAGCAUCGUGGUGGGGGGCGGCGGCGGCGGCGCGGCGCAGUGGUCGCUGGGCACGCUGCCGUUCCGCGUGGUGUCGCGGCUGCUGGAGGCGGCGCCGGGGGGCGCGGCGGGCGCGGCGGGGGGCGCGGAGGGACGCGAGCUGCGCCGCGCGCUGCUGGCGCUCGGGGCCGUGCGGCUCGUGCUCGCCUGCCUCGCGGUCUUCACGCACCACCGCCCGCAAUCCGCGGAGAACAGUCAAGCCUCGAACGGCUCAUCAGUUAGCAAGUCGGAGGAGAAGAGUCAGCUGUACUGGGCUAAGGGUACCGGGUUCGGGACGGGCUCCACGCAGCAGUCGUGGAACGUGGAACAGGCGCUCGUGCGACAGCGCACGGAGGAGGAGCACGUCACCGUGCUGCUGCAGGUAUUAGCAUCGUACAUGAAUCCCGGUGAAAAGUGGCCCCCAGAGGAGAGUUCGCAGGAAGGCGAGGCUUCAACGUCGACGGCGGAGAGUAGCGGUAGCUCAGCCGCUGCUGGUACCGGAAGUACCGCGGUCGCUGACGGCGUAGAGGAGGCCGACGUCGAGGUGGAGGACAGCGAGGCACGUGACGUGCCCUCUGAGUUCAUCGAUCUCAUCGUCAGCAGCUCUCUAGUGCCCGCUAUCUGUUCAUAUCUUAGGAACGACUCGGUGCUGGACAUGUCGCGACACAUCCCGCUGUACGUGUGCGUGCUGCGGACGGCGCGCGCGCUGGCCUCGCUGCGAGCCCGCCGCCUGGCGCCCGCGCUGCGUCCCCUGCCGCGCCUGCUGCACCAGAUGUCGCGCACCACCAACUCAUACGCCACCAAGCUCAGGAUGAGUAAAAAGAAUAUAUUCGGUAAAAUGACAUAUAGCCAAAGAUUUAGUACAUCAAGUAAUUCAGAAUUAUCAGAAGAGGACGAAGGACUCGCUUCCCUGAUUGCUGACAUACAGGCGACGUGCGCGCUGAUGUGCCGCAGCGAGGGCGAGCCCGAGGGCGGCAGUGCGGCGCGCGCGGCGGGCGGCGGCCGGGAGGCGCGCUACAUCGACCUCAUGCGCACCAUGCAGUUCGAGACGUUCGAGAUGCUGGCGGAGUGCGCGGAGAGCUCGUCCGGGUUCCGGUUCACGGUGCCGUACCACUUCGAGGGCGCGGUGCGCGCGGCGGGCGAGCGCGCGCACCCGGCGCGCAUGAAGCGCCUCGCGCAGGAGGCCGCCACGCUCGCCACCAGCCUGCCGCUCUCAUACUCCUCCUCGGUGUUCGUGCGCACCGACACUGACCGGCUCGACGUCAUGAAGGUCCUAAUAACGGGUCCAUCUGACACGCCGUACGCGAACGGCUGCUUCAUCCUGGAUGUAUACUUCCCCGCGGAGUACCCCGCGGUGCCGAUGCUGAUCAACUUGGAGACCACGGGCCGUCACUCGGUGCGGUUCAACCCCAACCUCUACAACGACGGCAAGGUGUGCCUCUCGGUGCUCAACACGUGGCACGGACGGCCCGAGGAGAAGUGGAACGCGCACACCUCCAGUUUCUUACAGGUGCUAGUAUCGAUUCAGUCGCUGAUAUUGGUUCCCGAGCCCUAUUUCAACGAGCCGGGCUAUGAGCGAAGCCGGGGCACGCGCGUCGGCAACAGCGCCUCCCUCGAGUACAACUCCAACAUCUACCAGGCCUGCGUUCGCUGGGCCAUGCUCGACCAUCUGCGCAGUCCGGAGCCCUGCUUCAAGGAGGUUAUACAGACACAUUUCUGGAUUAAACGGAAUGAGAUAAUGCAAACGGUGGCAAACUGGAUUACGGAGCUGGAGGGGCAGAGCGGCGACGAGAGGACGCAACGCACUAUACAACUUAACCUCAUGGCCCUCAAGCGUCACUACGUGAAGCUGCAGGAGGAGCUGGCCAAGCUGCCGGUGCCGGCCGGCCUGGAGGAGCUGGACGAGCCGUUCCAGCUGCCCGCCGCACCCGCCGCCGCCUCGCCGCCUCCGCCGCCGCCCGCGCCCAUCGUGCCGCCCACCAACGACGAGAUCGACCACGACAUGGAGAAGAUUGUCUCGCAGGUGAUCGAUUGAUUGCUGGCCGACGACGACUGAGUCGCUUCAGUAUGUCCCGCGUGACCCGCGUGUUGGCGCGUCUCGUGUCCCGUGGGUCCGCGCGUCUCGUGCGUCUCGUGCGUCCCGUGUGUCCCGCGUGUCUCGUGCGUCUCGUGCGUCUCGUGCGUUCCGGGCGUCUCGUGCGUCCCGCGCGCGCCGCGUACUUCCCGAGCGCGCGCACCCACUUAUUUUGUACGAUUAUCGUGUAACCUUUGUACAAGUAGCUCAAGUGUGUAUACAUGUCAGUUCUCAAUGAAAGUACAAGGAAACUGCGACUCCCAGGCGCUCAUCGUAGGGCCGCCGCGACCGGAUGGACUAUGUCCCACUAGUGGGUUCACUGUUCGUACAUGUUUUAUUUGUUAGA